Suricata suricatta (meerkat) is the source of this 6503-nucleotide messenger RNA. RefSeq names its product AF4/FMR2 family member 1 (gene AFF1). The transcript has 20 exons. Gene Ontology annotation, cellular component: nucleus; super elongation complex. The coding region runs from base 610 to 4254 and encodes 1214 amino acids. NCBI's taxonomy places the organism in Eukaryota, Metazoa, Chordata, Mammalia, Carnivora, Herpestidae. The record is from RefSeq and is a predicted model, not a curated record. Gene Ontology annotation, biological process: regulation of gene expression.
CCUGCAGGCGGGGCUCGGCCAGGAACGAGCGAGCUGGGCUGCGUCGCGCUCGGGCUCAGUGCCCCCGCCCGGCGCAGCCUCCGGCUCAGGCCGCCCGAGCGCCCGUGCCCAUUUAAGGAGGCGGACCGUACCACCAGAACUUUCCUGACAGGGGGUAUUCGGGCGAACUCGGACAACUUUCAGGGAGCCAAAAGACGAUCUCGUUUCCCUUCUAACGCUGGCCCGAGUUCUCGUGCCGCUCGGUGGGAGCUGUGCGCUGCUGGGCUUUGGGCGAGGGCUCUUCGGGUUUCCCUUCCCCGAAAUCGCCCCGAGGGAUUUCACUUGCUCUCAUUUCGGACGCAGCAUUCCCUGAGCUGGUCCAAAGUGUAGUUCGCCUGCAGAGGCCCCAGUGCCCGGAUGUCCAUCAGGAUUAGUGCGAGCCAAUACGGUCGCAGCCCGAGGCUGCGCUGAGGGCUCCUGGACCCGGGAGCAGGUAGUCCCGUAACACCGGGGAGUUGCGCUGGGGAGCUCGUCCCCGCCCGGCCCCGGCAAAUGGUGAGCGCGGCGCUGGCAGAAGGGCCGCGGGUGGAAGGCUCUGAUGGACAGACCUUGAGUUCAGCAAACUGAAUUAUGGCAGCCCAGUCAAGCUUGUACAAUGAAGACAGAAACCUGCUUCGAAUUAGAGAGAAGGAAAGACGCAACCAGGAAGCUCACCAAGAGAAAGAGGCAUUUCCUGAAAAGAUCCCCCUUUUUGGAGCACCCUACAAGACAGAAAAAGGUGAUGAGCUAUCCAGUCGAAUACAGAACAUGUUGGGAAACUAUGAAGAAGUGAAGGAGUUCCUCAGUACCAAAUCCCACCCUCAUUGCUUGGAUGCUUCUGAAAAUAGGUUGGGAAAGCCAAGAUAUCCUUCAUUUCCUGAGAAGGGGAGCAGCAUUCCAUCCCACCCCUUCCACUCCAGUGCCCACCACCAGCCUGUUAACACUCCUGCCUCUGGACCACUUCCUGUUGGCAACAUCAGCCACAAUCCAAAGAUGGCACAGCCAAGAAUGGAACCAAUGUCAAAUCCUCAUGUCAGAAGCUAUGGCCCACCAGACAGCCAGCACCUGACCCAAGAUCGCCUCGGUCAGGAGGGCUGCGGCUCUGCUCAUCACAAAAAAGGUGACCGAAGAGCUGAUGGAGACCGCUGUGCUUUGGUGACAGACUCUGCCCCAGAGAGGGCGCUUUCUCCCCUGCUCUCCUUGCCCUCCCCAGUGGCGCCCUUGUCACCUGUACAUUCCAACCAGCAAACUCUUCCCAGGACACAAGGAAGCAACAAGGUUCACAGCAGUAACAGUAACAAUAAAGGCUAUUGUCCGGCCAAAUCUCCCAAAGACCUAGUGGUCAAGGUCCAUGAUAGAGAGACCCCUCAAGACAGUUUAGUGGCAGUUGCCAGCCUUGGGGUAGCCCCUCCCCAGCCACCUUCUCAGACCUUCCCUCCUCCUCCCCUCCCUUCAAAAACUGUGGCAAUGCAGCAGAAGCCCACGGCUUAUGUCCGGCCCAUGGAUGGUCAAGAUCAGGCUCCAAGUGAGUCUCCUGAACUGAAACCACUGCCGGAGGACUACCGGCAGCAGAUCUUUGAAAAAACAGACUUAAAAGUGCCUGCCAAAGCCAAGCUCACCAAGCUGAAGAUGCCUUCUCAGUCAGUUGAGCAGACCUACUCCAAUGAAGUUCAUUGUGUUGAAGAGAUUCUAAAGGAAAUGACCCAUUCAUGGCCGCCUCCUUUGACAGCAAUACAUACGCCCAGUACAGCUGAGCCCUCCAAAUUUCCUUUUCCGACAAAGGAUUCUCAGCACAUCAGUUCUGCACCCCAAAACCAAAAACAAUAUGAUACAUCUUCAAAAAACCACACUAAUUCUCAACAGGGAACAUCUAUGCUCGAAGAUGACCUUCAGCUCAGUGACAGUGAGGACAGUGACAACGAACAAAGCCCAGAGAAGCCUCCUUCUGCCUCUGCACCGCCCAGUGCUCCGCAGUCGCUUCCAGAAGCCGCGGCCUCAGCACAUUCCAGCAGUGCCGAGUCAGAGAGCACCAGUGACUCAGACAGCUCCUCGGACUCGGAGAGUGAGAGCAGCUCAAGUGACAGCGAAGAGAAUGAGCCCCUAGAAACUCCGGCUCCCGAGCCUGAGCCUCCUCCAACAAACAAAUGGCAGCUGGACAACUGGCUGACCAAAGUGAGCCAGCCGGCCGCCCCGCCGGACGCCCUGGGGAGCGCGGAGCCUCCGCCUCGACACCCGGACGGUAAGGGUAAGGGCGGGGACAGCGGCGGCCCGCCCUCUGGUCACGAGCGCUCGGAGUCCCAAGAUCCUCCCCUCAAAACCUCCAUCAAAGGCCCUCGGGGCCCCGCUGAAGGCCCCCACGCCAGCAAGAGGAGCUGUCAGAAGUCUCCCGCCCAGCAGGAGGCUACUCAGAGGCAGACCGUUGGAACCAAACAACCCAAAAAGCCGGUCAAGGCCCCUGCACAGGCCGACUCGCGGGCGGGCCUGCAGGUGGAAAGCGAGCCGGGACCCCCUCCCUACGGCUCCAAAGACCAGCCUUCCAAAGACAAGCCCAAGGUGAAGACGAAAGGGAGGCCCCGCGCCGGAGACGGCCGAGAGCCCAAGCCCGCGGCACCCAGCCCCAGCGAGAGGAAGAAGCACAGGAGCGGGCCGCUGGCCCCCUCGAAGGUGCUCUCGGGCCCGGAGCCCACAAAGGACAAUGUGGGGGCCCGGAGCCCCGAGCACUUUGCCCUCGUUCCCCUGACCCAGAGCCAGGGCCCGUCACAGGGCAGCGGCAGCGGAGGCAGCAGGACUAGUGGCUGCCGCCGCGCCGUGGUGGUCCAGGAAGACCGUCGGAAGGACAGGCUCCGGGGGCCUCCGAGAGACCCCAAGCUGCUCCCCCCGCUCAGGGACACAGCUCCCCCACCGAUCUUGAUGGUCAAGAUAACGCUGGACCUUCUUUCUCGGAUACCCCAACUUCCUGGGAAGGGGAGCCGCCAGAAGAGACCAGAGGACAACAAGCAGCCCCCCACAGGGAAGAAGCCUGAUUCCGAGAAGAGAGGCACAGACAAUUCCAGCAAGUUGGCCAAAAAGAGAAAGGGUGAUGCAGAGAAAGACCAUGAUAGCAAGAAAGCCAGACUGGAGAAAGAAACCAGGUCACAGCCAUCGUCUUCAUCCUCCCACAAAGAAAGUUCUAAAACAAGAGCACCCAGGCCCUCCUCUGAGCCCUCAAAGAAGGAACUGCUUCCCCCCCAACAUGUGUCCUCGUCCUCGUCCUCCCAGAAGCUGGCCAAGCCUGCACAGAAGAGGCCGCAGCGGGAGGCGGACCAGGACCCUCCCCCAAGUGCCAGCGGCAGCAAGGGCGGCCACAAAGAGCCCUCGGCCCCGAAGCACCGCAGAGCGGAGGGGAAGGGGUCUGGGAACUGCGCGGAGCACAAAGGAUCUUCUGGAGAUACUGCAAAUCCUUUUCUAGUGCCUUCUUUGCCAAAUGGUAAUUCUAAACCAGGGAAGCCUCCAGUGAAGCUUGACAGACAACAAGCAGAUUUUCACAUGAAGGAGGCCAAAAAGUUGAAGCAAAGAGCAGAGUUAAUGACAGACAAGGUUGGGAAGGCUUUUAAGUACGUGGAGGCCGCCUUGUCCUUUAUCGAGUGUGGGAUCGCCAUGGAGUCGGAGAGCCCGGCGUCCCAGGCGGCUUACUCGGUGUACUCAGAAACCGUAGACCUCAUCAAAUUUAUAAUGUCAUUAAAAUCCUUCUCAGAUGCCUCAGCUCCACAAGAGAAAAUAUUUGCUGUUUUAUGCAUGCGCUGCCAAUCCAUUUUGAACAUGGCGAUGUUUCGUUGUAAAAAAGAUACAGCAAUAAAGUACUCUCGUGCUCUUAAUGAACAUUUCAGCAGUUUUUUCAAAGUUGCCCAGGCACCUUCUCCAUGCAUUGCAAGAAGCACAGGCACACCGUCCCCUCUCUCCCCAAUGCCUUCUGCCAGCUCCGUGGGGUCCCAGUCAAGUGCUGGCGGCGUCGGGAGCAGUGGGAUGCCUGUCACCAUCCAAAACAUGACAUCUUCUUAUGUCACCAUUACUUCCCAUGUCCUUACGGCCUUUGAUCUUUGGGAACAGGCGGAAAUCCUUACGAGGAAGAAUAAAGAGUUUUUUGCUCAGCUCAGCACCAGUGUGUGCGCCUUGGCCCUCAACAGCAGUUUGAUGGAUCUGGUGCACUACACAAGACAGGGUUUUCAGCGGCUAAAACAAGCAACCAAAACACCUUAACGGAGGCCCAAGUUGAGUUGAUGGCUUGGGAACUUUUUUGCACAUUGAAAGCCUCAAAAACAGUUCAGACAUUUGUCUCAUCAGGACACCAAACUCGAGAAGCACCAUGAGAUGGCCAGGACAUUUGUCCACUUACACUUCCAAGAACUUAAGUGAUCGUUGGUUGGACAUGGUGGUUAUGCAGAAGCAGAAUGAGGAGGCUGGCCUCAGAGAUGAUCUUGCCUUUCCUGACUGAAGGACAGAGGUGCAAUGUAGACUUAAGUGGGCAUAUGAGUGGUCUAGAAACAUUUCCAUACUUCUUUAAACCAGCAGGAUGCAAAUUGCAGAUGAAACGAGGAGAAGCAGUUUCAGCUCUGAGAGCAAGUGCUUGUCAUCUCAGUAGCCACCUUAGUCCGUUCCCAGAAGGAAAUUUUUUAAGCAAUGGAUUUUGGUGUAGGGUUUUGUGGAUGAUUUUUUUUUCUUUUAAGUUUAGGGGGGAAAUAUUUGUUUUGUUUGGUAAAUUCUAACGGUCAUCUAUAAAGCAUAAGUUGUGAAGGAGCCCACUGUACCCCACUUUCUGCCCGUGAACAAUCGCUUUGAUAAUACCAAGUAUUGUCAUAAUUUAUAAAAUUGAAGGCAACUCUCCCCAUUCCCAACCUUCCCGUUGCCUGGAGCACCGCCCGUGCCCCCAGCUCGGGUUUCUCCGUCGCUGCUGCAAGUCCGCCUACGCCAGAGCCGCGGAGGGAGGAGCUGCGGCCCGCGGGGAAGCCAUCUUGAGGUCGCAUGCGCAGUGGAGGACACAGCUCUGCCAUCCCCAUCUCCCGCCUCCGUGAAAGGCAGUCACCAUUGACUAGAUUAUGAAUUUUCUACCUUGGGGAAGAAGGGAACCAACAUUUAUACCUGACCAGAUGGCUAAAGUGCUUUUUAAUGUUUGUUUAAGUAGAGCUGGAAUUUGAGGUGCUGAUCUGUGGUCUACAGUUAUGUGGUAACUCAUGUUGUCUAACCAACUCAGAAUUUUGUCAGCAAAGAAAAAAUGAAAUCUACUUCUUAGGCUAUAUUUUUCUGCUACAAAUUAUUUUAUAUUUAUAGCAAAAAGUAGACUUUCUGAGCCCUUGAUUGUCUGGAGUAAAUUAAUUCCCUGAGAGGAUGUGGGGAUUUGGGUGGUUAAUUAGACUUUUAAAAAAAUCGUCACCAUAUGCCUUCACUCCAGAGUGGUCCCAGUCAACUAGAUUUGAUUGGAUUAAAGAGGAGCGGUGGCCUUCCCUGGGUUGUUGCCAUGUUCUAGACGUUUAACCAAGUUCAUGUGGAAUGACCUAAAAUGGAAGAACACAACUAAAACCCCCACAGAACCGUAAGCACAGAGUUUUUAAUUAAAACUUUGAAGGUUAUUGGAAGCAUUAUUUUGAGUGCAGUGUUUUUAAAAGUUAAUUCUUUAUAUCUCUUUUAGAAGUAGAAUUUGCACAUGUACUAAAAUUGAGGAGUGAGUGUUACCUCUGUAGUUGGUUCACUUUUCUCUCCCUUCAUCCCAUUCUGCCCCUCUGCAUUUUGUUUCCUACCAAGAAUGUUUGUCAUUUUCAUAUCAUUAAUGAAGAAGGGAGUAAUGAACAGGUUGAAGGUCCAUAUGAGGAAUGUAAAAUUUGGUCUGUCUUUAAAGGGAUGUGUAGAGGGUGGGAGUAAUUAUUUUUCAUGUGUGAACCGUUUGUGUGAAGCUGUUCCUUCAGUGUCUUUUCUAACCUAUUUUGUUACCAGUAGCUAGUUUAGUUUGUUACCUCAUGUUUAGGUUAAAGCCAGAGAAUUACAACAGUAGUAAUAUCUGAGCAUAAGAAUUUGAUGUGUGAUCUUGAUGGACUGGUUUCCCUUGCUGAUGGAAAACCUUUUGUUAAAUGAACAGUAAUUGCAUGGUGGGUUGUGGCAUUGUGUCCAUCUCAUAAAAUGUGGGAGACCAGACCCCAGAAUCAGGUUUAUGUGGUUAUUUAAUGCCGUUUUUUCCCUUAUUCACUUGGCCUGCGCCCCCCCCCCCCCCCCCCCCCCCCCCCCCCCCCCGCUUCACCCUGCCAUUCCCCAGUGCAAGUCACCUGUCAGUUUGGAAGGGUGUGUUUUUUAGGACAGGUUCUGAUCUAUGCAGAUUGUGUAGGAGUGUGUGUGUGUGUGUGUGUGUGUGUGUGUGUGUGUGUGGUCUGUCCGUGAAAGACAGUGCGCCUGUGACUGAAGACUUUUCUAAGUCAAUUUCUCAGCCACUUGUUAAAAAAAAAAAAACACUUGAUUCCUUU